Molecule: messenger RNA, 1683 nt
Organism: Hemiscyllium ocellatum (epaulette shark)
Lineage: Eukaryota; Metazoa; Chordata; Chondrichthyes; Orectolobiformes; Hemiscylliidae
Product: sodium- and chloride-dependent neutral and basic amino acid transporter B(0+)-like
Exons: 12
Biological process (GO): sodium ion transmembrane transport
Cellular component (GO): membrane
Molecular function (GO): L-proline transmembrane transporter activity
Source: RefSeq, a predicted model, not a curated record
GAGAAUGUGGAACGGGGUAACUGGUCUUCGAAGACUGAUUACCUGCUCUCAAUGAUUGGUAAUGCAGUGAGUUUUGGGAAUGUUUGGAGAUUUCCUUACCUGGCUUACAAAAACGGAGGAGGUGCAUUCCUUAUUCCCUAUUCUGUCAUGCUGGCCCUUGUUGGGAUACCAUUGUUUUUCUUGGAGUGUUCCUUUGGUCAGUUUGCCAGCCUUGGGCCUGUUGCAGUGUGGAGGGCUGUGCCUAUGUUACAAGGUGUGGGGAUUGCUAUGAUGCUUCUGAUUACAAUGUCCAACAUUUCGUACAACUGCAUCGUUGGCUACAGUCUAUACUACCUGUUUGCUUCCUUCCAAUCACCCCUACCAUGGGCAGACUGCUUCAGUUGGUGGGGAGCAGAUGAAACAUGCAGCAGGACCCCCAAAGAGACUCUCUGCAAUCUCACUCUGACUGAUGGAUAUUUUGAAAUCGUUAAUAUAACACAGCUGCAGGAAAACAAUGGAUCUUGUCCAAAUGGAUCAGAAAUCUCCAAUCCUCACCAGGGCCCGAGUGAGCAAUACUGGGAUAAAGCAGUUUUACGCCGUUCCAGUUCAAUGGAUGAGACUGGGGAGGUAAUCUGGUAUUUAGCCCUUUGUCUGCUUCUUGCCUGGCUAAUAGUUGGGGCAGCAUUAUCAAAAGGAAUCAAAUCUUCAGGAAAGGUGGUUUAUUUCACUGCGACAUUCCCUUACGUGGUUCUGACCAUCCUCCUGAUCCGAGGGGUUACCCUGGAGGGAGCUUCUAAAGGAAUUGAAUUCUACAUCGGAAGCCAGUCAGACUUCUCCAGACUGGCUGAUGCUGAGGUCUGGAAAGAUGCUGCGACUCAAAUUUUCUUUUCUAUCUCAGUGGGUUGGGGCACUUUAGUAGCAUUGUCGUCUUACAACAAGUUCCACAAUAACUGCUACAGAGAUACCAUCAUUGUCUGUGUUGUUAAUUGUGCUACAAGUGUGUUUGCUGUAUUUGUCAUCUUCUCCAUCCUGGGACACAUGGCUCGCAUACAAGAUAAGCCCGUUUCAGAGGUUGCCCAGUCAGGUUUCGGUUUGGUCUUCAUUGCCUACCCAGAGGCCCUUGCACAGUUACCGUGGGCACCAUUAUGGUCUGUUUCAUUUUUCUUCAUGCUGCUCACUCUGGGAGUUGACACACAGUUUGCAGGUUUAGAAACAGUUAUGACAGCCCUGCAAGACCAGUUCCCUACAUUGGUCCAAUCAAAGCGCCUUCUUCUGACAGCUGGUGUUUGUUCGUUAUUUUAUCUGCUUGGCCUUCUAUGUGUGACACAGGCUGGGAUUUACUGGCUAAAUUUAAUGGAUCAUUACGUUACGGACUGGAUUCUCGUUAUAACAGCUCUCCUGCAACUCAUCGGUCUCAGCUGGAUCUAUGGGACAAACAGAUUCAUCAAGGACAUUGAGAUGAUGAUUGGGGAAAGGACUUGGCUCUUCUGGCUGUGGUGGAGAAUGUGUUGGAUUCUGAUCUCUCCGUGUUUGCUGGUGGCAGUCUUAAUCUGGUCCUUGACAACAUUUGCCCCACUAAGAUAUGGAUCUGUUGAAUACCCUGUCUGGUCAGGAGCACUGGGCUGGUGUAUGACCAUCUUCUGUAUUAUGUGGAUCCCCAUCAUGGCUGUGGUGAGAGUUGUCCAAGCUGAGGGCCCCACCUUG